Messenger RNA from Labrus bergylta (ballan wrasse), 418 nucleotides. The record is from RefSeq and is a predicted model, not a curated record. NCBI's taxonomy places the organism in Eukaryota, Metazoa, Chordata, Actinopteri, Labriformes, Labridae.
AGGUAAGGGGAAGGGAAGUGUUGUCGAUCCGUGACAUGAAUGAACCAUGUUCGGUAACGGAGGCUUCGCUCUCCCGGUGUGCUCCUUCCUCCUGCUGCACCUCCCGGUCCUCCCGCUCAACAACAACAACUGGCACGGCAAGGACAGAAGUGGAGGGAGGGUGGAGCAGCAGCAGCGGGACUCCCCUUCACCGCCACACAGUGUUGGAGGACAGAAUGGGAAACAGACAAGCGACAAGGAGGAGGUGUUUCAGUGGUGGGGGGAGUGGUCCAGUUGGUCCUCUUGUUCCAGGAGCUGUGGAGGAGGAGUGAGGAGUCAGGAGAGACACUGUCUCAUACAGAGGCUGUCCACUACCCAGAAUGUAAACAGCUCUUAUUGUGUCGGCUCUCCUAAACAAUACCAACUCUGUCCUAACCAG